AUGGCCAAUUAGUUCAUACCUUUAUUUGUAUUACGUAGGUUUAAUGUGGAGCUUUUAAUUUAUUUUAAUUGUUUUAUUGGCAUAAUACAAUGCUUUUUAUUGAAGUUUACUUAUUCAUCAAAAAUAAUCUUCUUUAUUUAUCAUUCACCUUAUUCAUAAUAUUGUCUUUCAAAGAAAUCAUUGUUAUAUGAGAAUAACUUUUAUAUAAAUAACUUCUCCAACUUAAAACUCAUUAAGAUUUCAAUGAUUUUNUUCUUUCAAAAGUGCAUCCAAAAGUAUUAUACAAUACAUAAGAGUAAUUUAAAUCAAUAAAUUCUUAGAUAUAAUGCUCGUGUUGUUAAGGUUUAUAGUCCUUUUGAAUACAUGAAUUACAUCAAACGUAGAUAAGAAUACUUAAAUAAAUAGAGGGAGCUUUUAGAUAAUCUUUAAUUGAGUAAGGAAAAUUAUGAAAAGCUAACAUUUUCUGUAAAACAAAUAGGAGUCUUUGAUGAUGAUGGAAGAUUUGGAACAUAAAGCCAGCGUAAAUAUUUGUUAAAAUCAAUGGAAUCAUCAAGGUAAUAAAAAUCUGAAUCAAUUUAAUAUCCUUAAACAGAAAGAGCUUAAUAUUAGUUUAAAGCCAAAGCUUUACCAAGUAGUAGAAAAGAAAAAAAUAGAUUUUCUCCUCAAUCUAAUAUAAAGUUCUUUAUGUUGCCAGAAAGAUAGGAACCUGAUGUUGAAUCGAAAAAUAGCCCUAUUGAUAAAAUAAUCAAACGAUCAAGGCAAAAAAAAAGAAUACCAUAAAGUCAACCUAUACCUCCAGAAGUCAUCUUUGCUAAAAGUUAGCCAAACCCAAAAUAUUCCUCAUAUAGUAGAUAACUUCAAGAACUAACAACAACUGUCGAAUUUAAUAAAUUACUUUGAUCUUUAUUUUAAAUAAUUACUUA
Paramecium sonneborni is the source of this 923-nucleotide messenger RNA. The record is from the annotation of a GenBank genome assembly. Lineage: Eukaryota; Ciliophora; Oligohymenophorea; Peniculida; Parameciidae.